This is a messenger RNA of Schistosoma mattheei, 1984 nucleotides long. NCBI's taxonomy places the organism in Eukaryota, Metazoa, Platyhelminthes, Trematoda, Strigeidida, Schistosomatidae. The record is from the annotation of a GenBank genome assembly.
UAUCGACCUACAUUAAUCCUUGCAGUUUGUAAUACUGUGGAGGCCCGAUCUCGUUUUGAGUAUAUAUAUCAACAGAAGGUGCUAAUAUUACGUGUUCUGGUAUGUAGUUCCAGUAAUUCACUACUCUGUGCGAGAAACGGAACUCCAACGUAGACGAUUUGAUCUCGGCUUUUGAACUUUGUCCCCUCAAAUGAUCAGUCCUAGACAGAAGGAAAAGAUGAGACAUAUUAAUACAAAGGUCAUCGUUCAGCAUACGAUAAGCUAAUAUUAGAUCACCCAUUAUUCUACAGUAAGAUAACGGAAGUAAGUUAAGGUGUCUCAAUCUGUCUUUAUAAGAUAGGUCAUAGUAGUACUAAACCAACCAAAAGACAUGACCAUCACAGCCAAAUUAAGUUGAUUCUUUUAAACACAAUAUUUUCCAGUACUGACUUUCUCGAAAAGUGUGGUUUGCAAUUUUCUGCGUCUUGUAACCCUAGUACAAUGUUAUUUGUUUCAUGACCAUGAGUUCAUUAAGUUAGUCCUAGGUUUUUCGUGCCAUUACUACACUCGUAAGCGAAAAAACGCCUCCUCCCAAAUAGUGUUUUGAACAUCUAUGUCUACAGUUCUUUUAUGAUAUUGGUUCUUAAAUGCUUCAUCCUCGUUUAGCCGAAUAUGUCAUAAUACGUUGCUAAAUUAUGGUUUCUUUUGCUUUAAUCAUUAGCUAUAAAAACAGGCGACAACCAUUCAUUGUAAUUAGUAUAACUAAGUUUCGUGGUAGUGCUUUAUUCAAAUCUAUUUAGUUUGUUGAACUACAUUUAAAGUUAAACACCUUCUUCUUAGGGCUCGAGAUAGUUGUGAUUAUUAGUUGACUUGACUUAAAAUCGGCUGAAGAGGUACAUAUACGUUUUUUUAUUGAUCUAAAAGUCAAGCCUAGUUUGUUUGUGUUUUCUUUUACUCGGUCCCAUUUAUUCUGUUUGACUGAUAGUUUCCGUUAACUGUUGUGAAUCGUAGCAGUAUGAAGAUUUGGAUUAAUUUUUGCGAUGUUUUUAACUGACUGAAUGAAUAAAUGAAGGUGAUGAGCUCAAAUAAUGGCGUAUUCAUGAUUACCAGUCCUUUCCAAACACUUGGACAUGAAUUAAACAGUAAAUGACGAGUAAUAAUAACAGAAGUACUUAUUCCAAAUGAAUAAGAUUUAUUUCUUUUGAUCAACGUCAAAUAAAAGUGUUUUAUGUGAAAAAUACCCAUCGAUUGUCUGCUUUAUCCGUUAGGAGUGAUUUACUUGGUAGGGUUGAUCGCUUCACUUAUCUUGGAAGUCUCACAAACUUCAAUGGGUCGACGACCAGUAAACUCCAUCUGUUUUUUCUUUUUUGAAUUGUUACUUCAGCUAUAUACUUAUAUCUAGUUUAUCUCCCUGAACAUCAUCGUGGAUCUGAUGAAGCUACUUUAAACCUAAAUCAACUCACUUUGUCCAUUUCAGUUGUUAUCCACUUGUCUACGACUCGUCAUGUGUUUGAAAGUACUGUCAAGAUAAUAGUUAUACUGUAGUAUAAUGAGGAAUCAUCUUUUUUUAUAGGACAGUCGUAUCACUUAUGUUGGUGUUAGAAUAAAAAAGAAACCAUUUUCACGCUCGUAAGAAGGAUAGUGUUUAUUCUCUGAUAACCCUAGGAUAAUCUAAAUUAAUAAAUAUGUUAUGGGUAUAAAUCGUCCUUGAAUACUUACAAAACAUUUUAAAUGUAAAUGACUUAAUGUAAUUUACCAGGAAUGUCGUGUGAGUAAUUUAAUGUUACUACUUUCUUCGUAGGCACUCUUACCUACAAUGAAGUUUUACUUAUAUUUCAGCACAUGCUUUCUCAGACGAACCAUUCCAUAUCAUACCCUACAACUACCAAUGACUCAAUCACAAUUCUCUAUGGUAGUCAAACGGGCAACGCUCAGUCGUUAGCUGAAUUGCUCGCUCUCCAAUCAUAUCGAAUUUUCGAUCAGGAAUGUGUCAAAUCUAAUUUAG